AUGCCGCCCAAGCGAUGGGAGCGGCCUUCCAUGAUGAGUCGCGCGGAGACGCGCAAGGAGGAGCUGGUGCGCUACAUCAAGAGGGAGAUUGAGGACAACAACUUCCUCGGCCUCGUCGGUGCGGAGUUGGACAACAUGGCGAACACGCUGGCAACAUGUGGCUCUCGGCGGGAGUUGUUUGACUGGUGCCAGACGUUGAUGGUCGGGGAGGCGGUGGCGGCGGAGGUGACGAGGCGGCGCGUCGACCGCGGCCCUCCCUUCAAUGACGACCCUGCAGCGGUCGCAACGGCUGAGCCGGGCGCGGGGAGCGCUGCCGGAAAGAGCGGCAGCGGCCGACAGUUGACGGUGGCGGCAAAAAAGGGCGGGAAGAGGCGAGGCGCAGCGUUGCCGAAGGGGACCGGCAAAAGUGGGGCGGCGGCGGCGUUGCAGCCGGGCUUCUUUGAAUGUGGCUGCUUUGCCACAAAGCAUGAGCUCCGUGGGAACUGUGCCAACUGUGGCCGCAUCAUCUGUGAGCAGGAGUCGGACGAGACGUGCUACACCUGUGGGCUGGACCCCGCCACGUGUGUGGCGUAUGAAAUCAAAGUUCAGGAGGGCCUGAUAGGCGCCGCCGCGCUGGAAAAAAAUAAGGACAGCUACGAGGCAGCCGUGAUGAAGCGGGACGAACUCUUGCGCUACGCAGAGACGCGUGCCAAACGCACAACGGUGAUUGACGACCAGGCGGCUGUGCUUCUGUUCCCGAAGCAUGCGUGGAUGUCGCCCAAGGAGCGGCAAAAAGUAGACGAGGAUGAGGCGCUUGCUGAACGGCGUCGCAAAGUAGCCGCAAUGCACCGCGCCACUGGGGCGUAUAAAAUGCAUUCGGAUAUCGUGAGCCAGAACGUCAAUCUAGGCCUCCGAGAAGGAGCAGCAGUGGCGCAGAGUAGUGGCGCCUCCUCUGCGGCGUCCACGCGUGACGCUGACGGCGACGAGGAAGAGGAAGAGGAAGUCGCCGCGGAGGAGGCACGGGCGUUGCCGCUUCCUUCCCUUAUGCAAAAGAUAUGGUACAGUUUGGAUGGCGGCGUCGACACCACCUCCGCGGCGCGUGGCACCGCCGCCACAAACGUCGAGGGGACUCUGGAGAAAAAACCCGCAGUACGCCACGUGGUGGAACUGUCGCGUCGCGUGCAACAGGACUACUACGAAGAGGACGCCCGCCUAUUCCGGGAGGCAGAGCGGGAACGAGGAGAGGAGCUCGCUGACGCUGAAUUGUGUGGUCCUGGGGCGGCGUGUGCCGGUGAUAACGGGGAAGAGGCGGCCACGGAGGAGGCAAACGCGGCAGCGGGAGAGGAGACAGCGGUGGGGCCAACGACGGCGGACAUUGCCGUUGGCCGCCUCACACCGUCACCCGCGAUGCGCUUGAACGACGACGGUGUCUGUCUCUCCAUGCACCAGCCAUGGGCGGGGCUACUUGUCGCUGGCAUCAAGCGCCACGAGGGGCGGGUGUGGCCAACCGAUUAUAGAGGCCGUCUUUGGAUCCACGCGGCCUCCGCACGGCCAGACGACGUUGGAGAAGUGGAGAAGCACUACUCAAAGUUCAUGACACCCGCACAACACUUCCCAAAACACUACCCAACACGCGUGUUGCUUGGCUACGUCUACCUAGUGGAGUGCGUCGACAGUGAAACGUACAACCAGAUGUUUGCCGAGGAGCAGCGGCAGGAGGAGUCCCCCUUCACGUUCAUCUGCGCAGAAGCCAAGGCAUUGCCGUUUCCGUUGCCCAUGAACGGCGAUCAUAAGUUGUUUCGCAUGGAUCACAAGGUGCACACAGCCGCGCGAAAGCAACUUCUAGAGAUUAUGUGA
Trypanosoma conorhini is the source of this 1836-nucleotide messenger RNA. RefSeq names its product thyroid hormone receptor interactor 4. The record is from RefSeq and is a predicted model, not a curated record. Gene Ontology annotation, biological process: positive regulation of DNA-templated transcription. Gene Ontology annotation, molecular function: transcription coactivator activity. The transcript has a single exon. Gene Ontology annotation, cellular component: nucleus. Lineage: Eukaryota; Euglenozoa; Kinetoplastea; Trypanosomatida; Trypanosomatidae. Bases 1 to 1836 code for a protein of 611 amino acids.